Arabis nemorensis is the source of this 3753-nucleotide messenger RNA. NCBI's taxonomy places the organism in Eukaryota, Viridiplantae, Streptophyta, Magnoliopsida, Brassicales, Brassicaceae. The record is from the annotation of a GenBank genome assembly.
AUGGGAGUCGGAGAUCCUCUUCCACUUCCGCCGGAGAUUGCUUCCACUUCUUCCUCCGCCUCUGUCGUGAAUGCUUAUCGGUUGUCUGAUUCUCCGAUUCUCUUGUUCGUUUACUUCCACAAGGCUUUCCGUGCUCAGCUAGCGGAGCUCCACCGUCUUGCCGGCGAUGUUGUCUGGACCGGUUCCGAUCUGGCGGUGGAGCUCCGUCGUAAGUUUGAUUUUUUCAAGCUUGUCUAUAAGUAUCAUUCCGCAGCUGAAGAUGAGGUUAUCUUUUCAGCGCUCGACACUCGUGUGAAGAACAUUGCUUUUAAUUAUUCUCUUGAACAUGAUGCUACAGACGAUCUUUUCACUUCGGUUUUUCAUUGGUUACAUGUUCUUGAAGAGGAAAAAGGGAACAUUGCAGAUGUUCUUCGCGAAGUUGUGUUAUGUAUAGGCACCAUUCAGUCAUCUAUUUGUCAGCAUAUGCAUAAAGAAGAGCGUCAGGUGUUUCCUUUGUUAAUUGAGAACUUCUCCUCUCAAGAACAAGCAUUGUUAGUGUGGCAAUUCAUUUGUAGUGUUCCAGUGAUGGUGCUGGAAGAAAUUUUCCCAUGGAUGACAUCUUUACUCUCUCCAAAAGAGAAAUCUGAAGUCGAGAAUUGCAUGAAACAAGUUGUCCCAAAAGAAGUCUCCUUGCAACUGGUUAUGAACUCUUGGUUGAUUGACGAUAGUCGAUCUUCUUUUACGGCUCUUACAAAGAUCGUGAAAGGAGUCCAGUCUGUAGAAGUGUCUGAAAAUAUGAAGAACACAUCAUCAUCUCAGGAAGAUUCAUCGAGUGGAUUGUUUCAACGUUUUUGGCAGUGGAGUAAAAUGUCAUUUUCUAGUCCAAAUACAGGAAACACUCUGGUUCAUGGUAUUCGGCUUUGGCAUAAUGCAAUAAAAAGAGAUUUGGUAGACAUACAAAAAGGAUUAUGCCAAUUGAAAUUUCCAAGCCUUUCGUUGGACCUCAAUCUGCUCGUGGUUCGGCUAAACUUCCUUGCUGAUGUCCUUAUCUUUUAUGGCAAUGCAUUUAAGAAGUUCUUUUACCCAGUGUUUGAAGAAAUGAUGGAUCAACAACACUCUUCAACUUCCAGAUUCACCAUUGAUGACCAUGUGGAAAACUUCAAGAGGUCGCUAGACCUUGAAACUAGAAAAGGGAGUGACAAUUUUGUCGUAACGCUUCAGAGGAAACUGGAAUCCCUUAUAUUGACAGUAGCAAAGCAGUUUUCUGUUGAGGAAACAGAGGUAUUUCCAAUCAUCAGCAACAAUUGCAACAUUGAAAUGCAGAGGCAGCUCUUAUACAGAAGCCUCCAUGUCCUGCCUCUUGGAUUGCUCAAGUGUGUCGUAAUGUGGUUUUCUGCUCAGUUGUCAGAAGAUGAAUCUCAGUCAAUUAUACACUUCUUAAGUUUGGAAGAUUCUUUUUCAAACAAAUCUUUUGCAAACCUCUUGUUGCAGUGGUUUCGUUUCGGUUAUUCAGGCAAAACAUCAGUUGAAAGUUUCUGGAAUGAGCUGUCCUUUAUGUUCAAACCGAAAUCUCCCUUUGAAGAGGAACAACACACCGAAGAAGCUUCUGGAUCUUUCGCCAAUCAAUCACAUCUGCAAGGGAACAAAGAUAAGUCUUCAACAUGUUUCCAGUCAAUGCAUCUACAUGCUGGUUACAUGAAUGAGACGCCUUACUCGAGUGCAAUGAAUCAGCAAAUACUUAUUCCCGGAAAGCUCAAGCCUUUUCAACAGCUUCCGGGUUUUUUUGGUGACCCGGAAGCUGUUUAUGAUCACUUAAUGAAGGACUUGAAACCGAUUGAUCUGAUAUUCUUGUUCCAUAAAGCAAUGAAAAAAGAUCUAGACUACCUUGUAUCUGGUUCAGCUCGACUCGCAGCAGACUGUAGCUUCCUCGGGGAGUUUCAUCAGCGGUUUCAUCUGAUAAAGUUCUUGUAUCAGAUACAUUCAGAUGCAGAGGAUGAGAUUGCAUUUCCAGCUCUGGAGGCAAAAGGUAAACUACAAAACAUUAGUCAGUCAUACAGUAUAGAUCACGAACUUGAAGUCGAACACCUCGAUAAAGUAUCAUUCCUUCUAAACGAGAUGGCAGAAGUAUCUACUAUCAAUUCUAAUGUACUAGACCACAGGAAUUUGAAGUAUGAGAAGUUGUGUAUGAGCCUCCAAGAUGUAUGCAAAUCAAUUCAUAGGCUAUUGUCCGAGCAUCUCCACCGUGAAGAAACCGAGCUUUGGUGUUUAUUCAGAAACUGCUUCACUAUUGAAGAACAAGAAAAAAUCAUAGCAUGCAUGCUUGGAAGAAUGAGUGGAGAAAUACUGCAGGAUAUGAUUCCAUGGUUAAUGGAAUCUUUGGUCCCUGAUGAACAACAUGCUGUAAUGUCCUUGUGGCGUCAAGCAACAAGGAAAACUAUGUUUGGUGAAUGGUUAACAGAAUGGUACAAUAGUCAUGUUGUAAGGGAGGAAACAGUGGAAGCAAAUAAGGACCUAUCUGAGGAUGCAGAUCCACUAGAUGUUGUCUGGAAGUAUCUCUUUGAAGGAGCUGAUGAUGAAGACAGAGGAAGCAUUUGCAGCAAACCUCUGGAGUUUUUAGAGACAGAUUUAAAGGGUCUCAUGAAUAAGCCAAUUGGAAAGGAUGCUCACAAUAACAAGGUAGAAUUUGGCUACAAAGAAGAGAAACAUCGGGAAAUCUCGGAAAGUAAAAAGGUAUGUACAGGAGCUACUGAAGAAAGGAGGUACAACGAACAAACUGCUCAAGCUUUCCAAGUGUAUCAGAAAUCUAACCAAUCUAGCCAAAGAAGCAAAUAUGAGUGCCUAUUAUCAAUGAGUCAGGAGGAUGUGGAGGCUACAAUUAGAAGAAUAUCCCGUGACUCUUCCCUUGAUCCUCAGAAGAAAUCAUUUAUCAUGCAGAACUUGUUAAUGAGCCGUUGGAUUGCUACGCAGCGGAUACAUAAUCUCGAACCAUCCAUUAUCUCAAGCAAUAGGGAAGAAGUUCCUGGUCAGAAUCCAUCUUAUCGAGAUCCUCACAAACUAAUCUUUGGUUGCAAACACUACAAGAGGAGUUGCAAGCUUCUUGCUCCUUGUUGCAAUCAGCUCUUCACGUGUAUACGGUGCCAUGAUGAAGAGGCUGAUCACUCAGUGGAUAGGAAACAAAUCACAAAGAUGAUGUGCAUGAAGUGCUUGAUAAUUCAGCCAGUAGGUGCGACCUGCUCAAAUACUUCAUGCAACUGGUCAAUGGGAAAAUAUUACUGCAAAAUCUGCAAAUUGUUCGACGAUGAAAGGGAGAUCUAUCACUGUCCCUACUGUAAUCUCUGCCGGUUAGGGAAAGGAUUGGGAAUUGAGUACUUUCAUUGCAUGAAAUGCAAUGCUUGCAUGUCACGUCUGUUAAUAGAACAUGUAUGCAGAGAGAAGUGCUUAGAAGAUAAUUGCCCGAUUUGUCAUGAGUAUACCUUUACCUCGAAUUCUCCUGUGAAGGCUCUUCCAUGUGGUCAUGUGAUGCACUCAACAUGCUUUCAGGAGUAUACAUGUUCGCAUUACACAUGCCCUAUUUGUAGCAAGUCAUUAGGUGAUAUGCAGGUUUACUUUAGAAUGUUAGACGCACUGCUCGCAGAACAAAAGAUGCCGGAUGAAUACUCAAACCAAACUCAGGUAAUACUAUGUAAUGACUGUGGGAGAAAGGGAAAUGCUUCCUACCAUUGGCUCUAUCACAAAUGCUCUUCUUGUGCCUCCUACAACACAAGACUUGUCUAA